AACUCUAACCCCUUUCCAAAAUUCUAUAAAUUCCCCCUCAACCCCUCCCCAUUUUCCUCACUCACAUUGCCUUUCUCUCUCUUUCCUCUGCUUUUGAGUUUCCAAUAUCUUCAUGAAUAUGGGUGUUUCUGGGAUUUUCUUGGUAGGUUUACUAGCAAUGGUCUCAUCCGUAAAUGCAUCUGGAGGUGGUGGGUGGACUAAUGCACAUGCCACUUUCUAUGGAGGUGGUGAUGCUUCAGGGACUAUGGGUGGGGCUUGUGGGUAUGGAAACCUAUACAGCCAGGGAUAUGGUACUAAUACUGCAGCUUUGAGCACUGCUCUCUUCAACAAUGGGUUGAGCUGUGGAUCUUGCUAUGAGAUUAAGUGUGUGGGUGACCCCAAAUGGUGCUUGCCUGGCUCCAUUCUCAUCACAGCCACCAAUUUCUGCCCUCCAAACAAUGCGCUCCCUAACAAUGCAGGAGGUUGGUGCAACCCUCCUCAGCAGCAUUUUGAUCUCUCUCAGCCUGUCUUCCAACACAUUGCCCAAUACAAAGCAGGGAUUGUUCCUGUAGCUUACAGAAGGGUUGCAUGCAGGAGAAAGGGAGGCAUAAGAUUCACCAUCAAUGGGCACUCAUACUUCAACCUAGUGUUGAUCACAAACGUUGGUGGUGCUGGUGAUGUACAUGCCGUUUCAAUCAAAGGGUCAAGGACUGGUUGGCAACCAAUGUCAAGAAAUUGGGGCCAAAACUGGCAAAGCAACACCCUUCUCAAUGGCCAAGCCCUCUCAUUUAAAGUCACAACUAGUGAUGGUGGUACUGUGGUGUCUAACAAUGUUGCACCUGCCGGGUGGUCCUUUGGCCAGACUUUCUCUGGUGCUCAGUUCCGCUAGAGACAACACAACGAACUUGUCAUUGUCAAGCAAUUGCAGUCGGGUAGAAUUUAGAAUUUUAAGUUAUUAUAUUAGUAUACUAAUCAGUAUUUUAGUAUGAAGGGUUAGUAUAUUAGGGGUCUUGGGUAUAUAUAUAAUAUACUGUGUAUGGGCUCGGUGUUGGGCCGGGCCUGUCGGGUCAAAAUGAAAAGGACAUAUUUUAAAAUGGCUCUUUUUCAUUUUGAGCUAAUUUGAUUGUUGUUUCAGGUUCAAGGAACACUUAUUAUUAUUAUUCCGGGGGAUCUUUUUUGCCUUUCCUGUGUUGGAAAGCGGGGGAUGGGAGUGGCAGAGGUGGAUUUUUACCACCCGCCAUUAGUGUUUGAAGUAAGCUCAAUUUUUUAUUUGGCUUGUAAUGUAAUUGUAAUCAGCAUUUGGCUGAGUAUGUCCUUGGUUAUCAUGUUGGAAUUGUAUGAGACUAAGGUGUGUGUAUAUUUCCAAUCUAUUUUACUAGUUAAUGAGACUACUUUUAUUAUAUGGCGUUUUUUA
Pistacia vera is the source of this 1393-nucleotide messenger RNA. Its product is annotated as expansin-A1-like. The coding region runs from base 113 to 868 and encodes 251 amino acids. The record is from RefSeq and is a predicted model, not a curated record. The transcript is spliced from 4 exons. Lineage: Eukaryota; Viridiplantae; Streptophyta; Magnoliopsida; Sapindales; Anacardiaceae. Gene Ontology annotation, cellular component: extracellular region. Gene Ontology annotation, biological process: plant-type cell wall organization.